Coccomyxa subellipsoidea C-169 is the source of this 1347-nucleotide messenger RNA. Its product is annotated as Biopterin transport-related protein BT1. Lineage: Eukaryota; Viridiplantae; Chlorophyta; Trebouxiophyceae; Coccomyxaceae. Gene Ontology annotation, cellular component: membrane. The record is from RefSeq and is a predicted model, not a curated record. The transcript has 10 exons. Bases 1 to 1347 code for a protein of 448 amino acids.
AUGUGCCGUUUUUUGGCAGUGUACAUGGUGUUUGGGUUCCUGGACGUCUGGGGUCGGCUGCCAGUCAACUUCUUCCUCAAAGACGACCUCCACUGGAGCCCCAGCCAGCAGCUGGAGUUUUGGGGGGGGAUUAAAGCGCUGCCGUGGGUCAUCAAACCAGUGUACGGGCUGCUGAGCGAUGCAGUUCCCUUGCUGGGCUACCACCGCCGAUCCUACCUCAUCCUCUUCAGCCUCAUGGGUAUUGGGGUGUGGGUGGGUUUCUCUCGCGUGCAGGACACACCCCAAGCUAUAGCAGCGCUGAUGCUGGCCUCCUUCAGCGAGGCAUUUUCCAUUACUGUUGUGGAUUCCAUAUUAGUCAUGCGCACGCACGGCCAGUCGCAGGACUUUGCAGCCUCGCUGCAGUCCUUCUGCUGGGGCCUGCAGGCUGUGGGCAAGGUUGUGAGCGCUGCAGUGGUGGGAAUAAUGGUGCACCAGUUUACGCCCAGGAAUUGCAUGUUGGUCGUGGCUGCCCUGCCUGUCUUCGUGCUCCUCUGCUCCUUCGUCAUGCGCGAAGAGCGAAAGCCCAUCUUCGGUGAAGCGGCGGCCGUUCUUGCCGAGAAGAUGACUCUGCUGCGUGACACCUGCUGCGACAAGUACCUGCUUCUACCCGCCCUCUUCUUGUUUCUGUGGCAGAUCACCCCAUCGGUGGAUUCGGCCAUGUUCUAUUUCAGCACCAAUGCUCUCCACUUCUCAGAGGAGUUCUUCGGCAUCAUUCUGCUUGUGGACGGCGUUUGCCAAGUCCUAGGUGUGGCGUUCUACAAUGUGUUUCUGAGGAGUGUGGCCAUUAAGAAGGUGUUCUUCUGGAGUGCCAUGAUCCUCAUUGCCGUGCAUGCCGCCCAAGCAAUUCUGGUCACAGGAUCCAACCGCACGCUGGGAAUAUCAGACGGAGCUUUUGCGCUGGUGGUUGGCGGGAUUCAUGCCGGAGUGGGACGCCUUGCAAUGAUGCCCCUUGUGACCCUGGCCGCCCGGCUUUGCCCCAAGGGGGUCGAGGCGACGGUGUUUGGCAUGCUGAUGAGCCUGCACAUCUCCAGCUUCAUGUUGGGGAAGGUCUUCGGCAGCGCCCUCACCAAGGCCUUUGGAGUCACUUCUGGGAACUUUGCCAACCUGGCAAACCUCGUGCUGGUGUGCGCGGUUGCGCGGUUUCUGCCACUGCCGCUGCUGUGCCUGCUGCCGGACAAGCUCAACCAGGCUGAGGAGGAGGAAGCCCGGCGCGGCGAUACAGAGACGGCCGAAGCGCGCAUCGGCGUGGCCGCUAAAGAGGGAUCUCCCCUGGACGGCGGCACAAAUCAACUCAGCCCCAAGGCAUAG